Messenger RNA from Drosophila erecta, 576 nucleotides. RefSeq lists its product as uncharacterized. The coding region runs from base 123 to 542 and encodes 139 amino acids. The record is from RefSeq and is a predicted model, not a curated record. NCBI's taxonomy places the organism in Eukaryota, Metazoa, Arthropoda, Insecta, Diptera, Drosophilidae. The transcript has a single exon.
UUUAUAACAAAAAACAAUGCACGUUCAGCACAUAGUUCACUCUCGCACAGCAAAAUUAUUGAGUUCACUGAUCAUCUCGCUUCUGUCGACCAAAAUUCACCUCCAUUCCUGGCAUCAUUGUGAUGGACUACGACUAUUGCAGUGGCGCCACAACGCCAGUGUUCAUCAGCCACUGUGCCCCAUACAACUUUCUGCGAGAAUACCGCCUGGCGUGCGAGGAUAGGAAUAUACCAGCCAUGACGCUGGUGCAAGAAGCCCGCAACGCUUGGCACGCACUUAGUGCCCAGGAGAGGUCCUUGUUCGAGGAAACGGCCUAUCUGAUGGCCCGGUUCGGACAGUCCAGCGACUCGGCGUUAAGGUUAACCAUUGAUGUCCUGUCCGCCCGGCAAACCGCUGUGCGAAGGAUGCACUGCGACGAUCGGCGAUCCAGCGAUCGUAGGCUGCAUCAGGCGAAUGCCAAGUUGCACAGAAAGAAGCGGCAGCAGAAGAUGGGUGCAGUCAGCAGGAAGCGUGCACCAGGUUAUUGGAAGUACCAGGUGUAGGGCAAGCACCUAGGGUACUCCCCAAUUUCACUGG